Messenger RNA from Pararge aegeria (speckled wood butterfly), 1683 nucleotides. RefSeq lists its product as uncharacterized. The coding region runs from base 1 to 1683 and encodes 560 amino acids. NCBI's taxonomy places the organism in Eukaryota, Metazoa, Arthropoda, Insecta, Lepidoptera, Nymphalidae. The record is from RefSeq and is a predicted model, not a curated record. The transcript has a single exon.
AUGGAUAUUCAAACACUCAAGAGCGAUAUCUUUAUUGAUAUAGCCACUUCUGAAGCUAUUAAAAAUCAAAUACCUUUUAUUAUUACUGAUGAAAUAAGUGGAGUUAAUAUAACUGAAGAACCUGAUAGAGGAACUCUAUUUUCUCUGAGUUAUUUCGAAAACUGUGAAGCUUUAACUAAUAUUACUAAAGUAAUAGAUAAAAGAAUUAAAUAUUUUAUAAUAGUUCAGGAAAUCUGCGAAAACAUUAAAAGUGACCUGUUGAGUGAGCUACAAUUUUAUGACGUCAUGUUCUUUACAUCAGAUCAAGACAAUGGCAAACUUAUUUCAAUAAAAGUCACUUCAGAAAUGGAUGAAGAGAGUUGUCGCUCGAUGGGACAUAUAAAGAUGGAAGUAACUAUAAUUAAUCAUAAUGAAUCGUAUGAAAAUAAAGAAAGACAGUCAUACGUUUCAACAGCGGCUUUGAACCUUAAAAAGUGUAAAUUCAACGUAGGACUUGCCAGUCUUUACCCAUAUUCUAUGAUAAAGAAUAAAAAAUAUCUUAAAACAUUUGACCCACUGCAGAUUGACGAUAUAAAUGGUUCUGAUGUAGAAAUAAUUAAAAUCAUCGCAAAUUAUUUAAACGCUACUUUAAAUCUGCAUUACGUUCAUAGGAACGAAGAAAACCCAUAUUUUGAUUCAGAUUAUCUAAAGUUUGUAAUCAAUGGUUCAUUAGAUGCAUGCGUCGGUGGUCUAUACAAAAUCUAUGGUGACAUCGUUUCUUACUCUGGUAUUUACUCAACCCAAGCUAUUGUUUGGGUGUACUCUGUAGAAAGGAAUACAAGAUCUUGGCAAACGCUAUUUGGUAAAAUGCAUGGACUUUAUAUUUUUCUGAUAAUUUAUAUAAUAUACUCAAUUAUAUGGAAGAUAGUAUGUAAAUUUGAUGGUGAAGCUGUAUCGAUGAAGGACACUCUUUUAUAUAGCUGGGGAGCCCUACUCGGUACCACAUCCCUGCAAGAUGCCCGGACGGUGAAACAAAGAAUCCUGAACAUUCUGUACCUCAUCAUGAGCUUGUUCUUAUCUACUUACAUAAGCUGCCAAAUUUAUUCUUAUCUCACUAUUGUGGAACCACCGCCACAUUACAGAACAAUAGAUGAACUAGAAAACUCAGAUAGAAUACCAUAUCUGGUGCCUGUGUCCAAAUACUUCGUUAAAGAUAAAAAAUAUGAGACAAUUGCUAAUGCGUCACGAGAUUGCAUAAAUUUUGAAGAUUGUGAAAUCAAAUUAAUAAAUAACAAGGCAUCGACGGUUCUUAUUGAUGGGCAUUUACCAUUUUUGCAGUCCAGAACAGCUGUUAAUGACGAGGCGAGAGUUUUAAGAGUUGCAAAUGAGAUUCUGACGAUUUAUCACGAGAUGAUAAUUCGAAAAUAUAGCCCCUUUGUCGAAAGUUAUAACAAGGUAACGCAAAGGCUGUUUGAAUCCGGAAUUUGUCGAAGAUUGUACGACGAAGCUAUAGGUAUAACGGUGGUGGAUAAAGCUAAGAUAGCGAAUAAGAAUAUAUUAUCUAAUAGUUACAGUUGCACCGUUGGAUGCCAAAUAACUCUUUUGCAGUUGGCGGGAAUUUUUUAUAUUUUAAUAAUUGGGUGCUUCAUAUCUAUUUGUAUUUUUAUCAUAGAACUUCUUAGCUACAGACAAAAACAAUUUUAA